GCUGUCGUCUGCUAAAAAACAAUACAGAAUUUAUUUCUCUGAGUUGGCAGCUUAGUGCUUUAGACGUAAUUGUGUGUUGUUAAUUUGAUUAGGUUAUUUAACGUACGGAAUAUGUUGUGGCGAAUAUUUGCAUCCAUUACAUUCGGAAAGCUACUCUUCAUACCGUCUUACCGAUCGACUGAUUUUGAAGUCCAUCGUAACUGGUUGGCCGUAACACACAGCCUGCCGCUAAACAAAUGGUAUGUCGAUGAUACUUCUCAAUGGACGCUAGAUUACCCUCCAUUGUUUGCUUGGUUUGAGUACCUUCUUUCUUGGGUGGCCUGUUUGUUUGAUCCUGAAAUGCUGAAAGUGGAAAAUCUUAACUAUGCUUCACAGAACACAGUUCUAUUUCAAAGAAUCUCUGUGAUUUUCACUGAUGUUGUCUAUGCAUUGGGAGUACAAAAAUGUUUGUACUCGAUUGGCAGCACUCAGGGAGGAAAGUUACAGAAUAAUUCUGGAAAAUGGUUUAGCUCUCCAACCAUUUUGGCCUUUUUACUUUUGUGUAAUGUUGGGCUGUUUAUAGUGGAUCAUAUUCAUUUUCAGUACAAUGGGUUUCUGACUGGCAUUCUGCUUCUUUCAGUUGGCUCUAUCCUUCAGAAAGAAAACCUGAAGGCAGCAUUUUGGUUCUCUGUGCUUCUCAAUUUAAAGCAUAUAUACCUUUACAUUGCUCCAGUUUAUUUUGUGUACCUCUUUCGAAGCUACUGCAUUGAAAUUCAGAAAUCAAGAUUGACAUUUCACUUUAAGAGACUAAUCAAAUUGGGGAUAAUAGUUGUUACCACAUUUGGUGUGGCAUAUGGUCCAUUUGUUGGCCAAUUUCAGCAGGUCAUGUCCAGGUUGUUUCCAUUUGAAAAUCGCGGGCUGUGCCAUGCAUACUGGGCGCCUAAUUUCUGGGCAAUUUACAAUAUUGUGGAUAAGAUCUUAGCUCUUUCUGCGCGCUUAUUUGGUUGGACCGCUGUUUCAACUACGACUGCUUCAAUGACUGGAGGCCUAGUCCAGGAAUUUGAGCACGCGAUACUUCCAUCUGUGGGACCGAAAACUACUUUGAUUUGCACGUUACUGGCUCUAAUACCGGCGAUUGUCAUUCUACUCCGGCAACCUAACCAACCACGCGUGUUUGUCCGAGCUAUUGUUUUGUGUGCCUUUGCGUCGUUUCUCUUCGGAUGGCACGUCCACGAGAAAGCCAUCCUCAUAGUCAUCACUCCGUUGACGUUGCUAGCUGUUUCAUCUCACGAAGAUUGCCGACUCUUCCUUUUGUUAAGCAUGACGGGUCACGUAUCUCUUUUCCCCUUGUUAUUCACGCCGUUCGAGAACGUUUCCAAGAUAUUUCUGGUCCUUACCUAUUCCCUCGCUAGCUAUUCGUUCUUGUCCGCGCUCCAUUAUGACCCCAAAUCUAAAAGCACAUUGGUGAAAUUCCGAUCUUGGGAGCGCCUCUUCCUUUAUGGACUGGUUGCCGUUGCAUUGUUCGAAAGCUUCAUUCACUCCAUGGUCGAUCCAUCCGGUAAACUGCCGUUUUUACCUUUGUUGAUCAUGUCGGUCUAUUGCGCCGUUGGAGUUAUUUACGUUUGGCUUCUUUUUGUCAUCGCCUCUCUGAAAACAGAGAAAAAGAUCUCAAAGCAGAAGUAAGCAUGCCUGUUGCCACCCAUGUUAAAUAAAUGUAAUAAACUUCA
Daphnia pulex (common water flea) is the source of this 1706-nucleotide messenger RNA. RefSeq names its product probable dolichyl pyrophosphate Glc1Man9GlcNAc2 alpha-1,3-glucosyltransferase (gene xit). NCBI's taxonomy places the organism in Eukaryota, Metazoa, Arthropoda, Branchiopoda, Diplostraca, Daphniidae. Gene Ontology annotation, cellular component: endoplasmic reticulum membrane. The record is from RefSeq and is a predicted model, not a curated record. Gene Ontology annotation, molecular function: dolichyl pyrophosphate Glc1Man9GlcNAc2 alpha-1,3-glucosyltransferase activity. The transcript has 8 exons. The coding region runs from base 112 to 1662 and encodes 516 amino acids. Gene Ontology annotation, biological process: protein N-linked glycosylation.